Messenger RNA from Onychostoma macrolepis, 3255 nucleotides. RefSeq names its product core 1 synthase, glycoprotein-N-acetylgalactosamine 3-beta-galactosyltransferase 1, like a (gene c1galt1la). Gene Ontology annotation, cellular component: membrane. The coding region runs from base 1707 to 2924 and encodes 405 amino acids. The transcript is spliced from 5 exons. Lineage: Eukaryota; Metazoa; Chordata; Actinopteri; Cypriniformes; Cyprinidae. The record is from RefSeq and is a predicted model, not a curated record. Gene Ontology annotation, molecular function: N-acetylgalactosaminide beta-1,3-galactosyltransferase activity.
UGCUAAACGGCUAGACUAGACAUAGCGUACUCUGACAAAUAUUAUAUAGGCCUAUUUAUGAUUAACAAAUUUGUCAUCCUUGAAAUAAGUGAACGCCCCUAGUGGGCGGAGACUCCCAUGGCAACAAACCGGCCAUUCCUCCAAUCAAACAGCUCGACACGGCGAUCCGUGUGUGAUGCUGCAGACACAGUAGUCGCUCAUGACAGAGGAUCUGUUGUUUCGCUAAUAGCACACAAAGAGGCCUGUUCGCCAUACGGUUAAAGGAAAAUCGUAUGCUAAUACGGGACAAAAUAAGUCGGGUGACUGGCCAUGUCCUUUAACUAAACCAUGAAAUCCUUAACGUUUGUUUAGGUGUAGACGUCACAACGCGCACUCAAACGCAACCUGACGCGCUCCUCGCAUGUAAACUCGCGGAUAUUUAGAGGAAUAAAGACUGAAGGCAUGAAACUGACCGGAGUCCACAGCGUUCCUUGGGACGGUGAGAGGCUUGCAGAGGGGAGUUAAAGAAUGCAAGCAGCAAUGUGACUGGAGGCCUGGGAGCAGCAGGUGCCUAAUUCUUGGAAAUGAGGCUUCUCUGGCAAGGCAUCUUGGGAAGAAUCUUUUGGUAUGCCUUAUCCCUGGUCUUGUUCAGCUGUGAUGUCUUGGCAUGCUGCAUCCAGGAUUGAGGGACUAGCCUGUGGAUAAUGGUCAAAAACCUUCCAUCUCCAGGCUAAGAAAAGCUCAUCAAACUGGAGUAAAGGGCAAGGAAUAUAUAUGGAGUAUAUUGGCAAGUGGUUUCCCACCGGUCCCUUUUCUACCUCUGGCACCAGUCUUCAUGCAGGUCUUCUAAAACAGGAGAAGGCAGUCGGUGUUGUAGGGGCCAAUCUCACAUUUAUGCAGGAGUGCACUUUUCCUGACAAGAUCAGCCCAAAGAGGUCCUCUUUUACUGUAUAUCAUAUGGUCAUGCGAUUGAAAGAACCUCAACACCUAAGUAUCUUUCCUAGAUGGGAAUCAGCUGUAAUUUCUAUAUUUGCAUAGCUUCAAUCAGCUGUUUCUCAUUAGCAAUGGAAUAAAAUACAAGGGACUUAUUUGUGAUUCAAUUCACAAUAUGAACAGCUGUUCACUUUGACUUUAGCCUAUAAGUUAGUUUUAGAACAUGAUGUUAUCUGUUCUGAUAUACAGUGUGAAAGCAUUUGAAAAUUUGGGAGUAAAAUUACAUUGUUUUGGUCUUGAUUGAGCUUGUGUGUAAAGGAAGUUCAAGCAUUUUAAAUUUGUGUUAACUGUAUGCAUUUUGUGUCAAAGCAACAAGAAAUGUGUUAAUUGUAUAGCCUACACAGACGGAUGUUGUGCUAACUGUGUUAAGAGUUUAGGAAAAUUGUUAAAAGUAUUGAAAAAAUUGUGAUAGCGAUUGUAAAAAAAACUGUAACUUAAAAUCUCAUAGGGUGCUUCAAGUAAAUAUUUUAGGGAAAAUGGGUUCAACUGGGAAAAAAAGGUUUGGAAAUCCCUGCUCUAGAGGGAAACACAAUUUAAGUUUAUUUGCAAGUUUUCCUGUUAUAUGGCUACAGGAAUAAAUUUAUAAUGCAGGAUAUAGUUAUAGUAUAUUAGGAUCUUUGUAUCCAGACUGUUAAAACAAUCACUGAAUAUGAAUAGCCUCAGAUUAAUGUAACUAAUAUUUUUCUAGCCUCACAGUGACCAAUGUUGGUGGGAUCCCUGAACUGUCUGUCACAAUGAAAGCAGGGAAUUCAAGAUGUGCUUUCUUCCUGGGCUUCCUGGUGGGCAGCUGCACCUUGUACGUCUUCUUGAGACAGGUGUGGUUUGAGGAGAGCUUCAGCUGGAAGCGUGAUGGCAAGAGCAACCCUGCUCCACUGGGGCCAGAACAAAACACCCCCAACCUUACCUGGAGAGUGGAAGGAUCUGCCCUGAUGAACAUCAAACACCCUCACCAGACAGGAGAGGAUGGUCACAUCGCAGAUGAGCUGUUUAAGAAAGUGCGUAUCCUGUGCUGGGUGAUGACAGGGCCUAGUAAUCUACAGUCAAAGGCUCGGCAUGUGAAGGCGACGUGGAGUCGUCACUGUAACGUAGUGCUGUUUAUGAGCUCUGAGGAAGACCGCAGCUUCCCCACAGUGGGUCUUGGCACAGGAGAAGGCCGUGACCAGCUGUACUGGAAGACCAUUCGUGCCUUCCACUAUGCUCUGAAGAACCACGGCAAUGAGGCAGACUGGUUCCUCAAAACCGAUGAUGACACGUUCGUCGUUGUGGACAACUUGCGCUGGAUCUUGUCAAACUACACGGCAGAGCAGCCCAUAUACUUUGGCAAGAGGUUCAAGCCAUAUGCCAAGCAGGGCUACAUGAGCGGAGGCGCAGGUUAUGUGCUCAGCAAAGAGGCCCUGAGAAGGUUUGUGGAGGGUUUUAGCAGUAAAGUGUGCACUCAUACCACCUCAGUGGAGGAUCUAGCGAUGGGUCAGUGUCUGGAGAAAAUGGGGGUGGUAGCAGGGGACUCCAGGGACACACUGCACCGUGAAACCUUCCAUCCUUUCAUUCCUGAACACCAUCUUACAGGAAAGUUCUCCAAAACCUUCUGGUACUGGAACUACUGCUUCUACCCAAUUGUAGAAGGCCCACAGUGCUGCUCUGACCUAGCUGUGUCUUUCCACUAUGUAGACCCUGUGCUAAUGUAUACUCUUGAGUACUACACUUACCGUCUCAGGCCCUAUGGCUACCAACACCGCUACCAGCCUCCAGUGCCUGCUGUACUGUCUUUAGCUUCCCACACUGGGAAACCCACCACAGAAGCUCAGAGAUUAGAGGAGCGUGUUAAAGAAAAAUCAGUUCCAACAUACACCACGAGUCCCAGAGAUGAGAAAGUGAAGACUACUGGAACAACAAAUCACAAAGUCACAAAUGCUGCCCAGGGGAGAAAUAUAACAGACAGAAACACUGCAUGAUUGUGAAUAUGAUUGUUUCUUCUUGUGUAAAUCCAAAAUGGACGCAUGUAGCACUGACAGAUGUGAACUGUGAACUUGUAUAGCAUUUUGAAUCAUCCAGACUGUGUACUGUGCAAAUGGAGUGGUGAAGUGGUUACAGAUCUGGGCUAAUAACCAAAAGCUGUAAGUUCAAACUUUAACAAUGAACAAAUUUUGUCAUUAUUGCUGUUGAUCAAGUAACUUGACUGGUUGUGCCAGUUAUAAAUAAACUGUAAAUCACUUCGAAUAAGUGUUUGCUACUCAACGGAUUGUUAAUAUGGUCCCUGCUAUUUGAAUAAAUUAUUUUGCUGCC